This is a messenger RNA of Babesia bovis T2Bo, 7435 nucleotides long. RefSeq names its product MORN repeat protein. Bases 181 to 7395 code for a protein of 2404 amino acids. The transcript has a single exon. NCBI's taxonomy places the organism in Eukaryota, Apicomplexa, Aconoidasida, Piroplasmida, Babesiidae. The record is from RefSeq and is a predicted model, not a curated record.
UCACAUUGUCUUGGAUGUUUCCUUUUACACAUUUUAAUGGCAUUAACAUGCUAAUUAGAUGAGAUUUCAUGUAUUAUAUUAAAUUCAUUAUAUUUAACAUUUACUGUAUUCUUGUCCUGGACAUGGUCGCACAUCUUCAUGCGCUAAUUGGCUCAUAAAUUAUAUUUUUGCUGCUUCAAAAUGUCAGAUCCUGUGGAUAUUGACGCUAAUGAUCCGAUGGACGUCGGUCAAGGUGAGGAAGAGCUUCCUCCUUUACAGGAGGCGUCCGCUAUUGAGAUAGGUCCGCAUGAUGACAGUGGAUUGGUUGAAAAUGAGCAUUCCGUUGAUGCUGCGGAUAUAAAUCCUGCGGACCCACUAUUUCCCGACCCGUUGGAUCGUUCAAACAGCGAAGCUUUGUUUACGUUUGAUCCCAUGGUACCUCUUUUAUCUAAGGAGACUGCUGAUAAGAUGGCGUUGUACGUCACUGAAUCUCAUGGACCUCCUAUUGUUGGUGCAACAAUUGUUCGUUGUGAGGAUAACGUUGUCAAUGUUGACUUUACGUAUCCCAGUUCUUUGUUACACUUCCAGCAGCCAUUAGACACGACCGAGUUGCAUGUCAAUGAUGCCAACAAUUGGACAUCAAAGGGCAAAACGGCGAUUCAUGAACUAGAAUCAAGUUUUUAUUUGGUUCCCAGGCUCGCUCUGGGUGCCAUGAAGGACUCUUCUUUGGUUGAUUUUGUCUAUUUUACUUUGCCUACUCCAUCUGGUAAUUAUUUGUAUGGCAUUAGUUUUGUCGCUAAGUUUGAAACUAUAAAAACUAUCGGCCUACCUUUGAAUCAUGAUUCUUCUGAUGGUCCAUGUUCCCAGUGCAGGCAUUAUCCGGAUGGUGAACAUGUUGUCGAUGUUCCUAAUUUGCCUCCAGAUGCUUCUUUGGCAUAUUACCAAGGCAAGCGUCGUGUAACGUCUUUUGUAGCCAUUUGUGUAAUAACCAAGGUUCCUUUCUUUUGUUACAUUGGAUCGCGUUUGGAGUGCAUUGCUCAGACAUAUUUUCAUCAGCAAUGUUUUUCAGACCACGAUUUAUUAACAUCAUUUGUCAACCAUAUGAAUUCUACCGAGAUAGUUGAGGGUUGGAGUUAUGAAUCUUUAUACUUCAACCUCGAGUGGUACUUUAAACCGGUAUCUCUUUGUUUGAGCUACCGUGCGUUGUUAUUCACCAUCAAGUGCAUAAUGCUGGGCCGCAAAGUUGCGGUGUAUUCUCAAUCGGCUGCUCGUACUUCUACUGCCAUUUUAUCUAUCAUUUCAAUGGUCCCUGGCGCCAUUACAUUGGGCUUCAACUCUCGUAGUUUUGGUUCAAUGUGGCACUCUUGGAGGAAGUAUGCGAUGCCGUUGGAUAUUUUCAAUUCCAAGAAUUUGAUAUUCCCGUAUUUCACAAAGGAGAUGGUUUCGUUGUUAGAUGGUGUUGAAGGUUAUGUUAUUGGUAUCACUGACCAUGGUAUUAUGAUGUCUCUUGAUUCAACACCAGACUUCUUGAUUAACUUGGAGCUUAACAACGUCCAGUUGAUGAACAUAACUUUACUAGACAUGUAUCACCCAUCUCUUUAUGAGGCACAGCACUUUGAGCGUUUAAUGGAGCCUGACUAUGACACUGAGGAUGAGGAGUUGAUGAAGUCAAUGGUUGAAACAGGUGGAGCCGUGUAUAGUACCAUCAGCAGUUAUUUGGCUAUGACUCCCCAAACAUUGAUUGACAUUGGAGGUUCUUUAAAACGUAUCAUGGGUAAUACAUCGUCUAAUCGUGCGGAGAUACGAUGCAACGAAAGCGCUUUAGAUUUUCUGGACAAGAUGUAUCCCGGAUCUGUUCCCAAGUGGUUGAAAACUCGUGCGUCUAUUAAGGACAAGAAGCGUAAAAACGAGAAGAAGGCUGAGGACAGCAAGGAUGGUGCUGAGGCAGCUCCUUCAUCACCGGAUACUGAUGCUUCUACUUCUGCAGGGACUUUACCAUCUUCAUCCCCGCCUUCUCAAUCUCCAAUGCAGUCUACCGAAAAACCUUUAACAAUCCUUGAUAAGUUUGUAGAGAUGUGUUCGGAUGGUAAUUGCUAUCAUUACUUGGGGUAUGUAGAGCAUUUGCACAUAGGUCUGCCUGGAAAGGAACGUAUCCGCGAGAUUGAAUAUGCAAUUAACAACCGUGUCAAUCCCAUGCAAGAAUACUGGCUUAAGUUUCUAACUGAUGUUGCGUAUGUUUGUGGUGAGUAUCGUCUUCUUUAUCACCUAGUCAUGGACUUUAAGUUUGAUUAUGAGUCGCUAUCAGAUUGUUCUCAUCCCGUGAAAGGCACUGUCAUCAAGCGUGGCGACACCUAUUUGCGCGGCGAGCUCCCAGAAGCACACAUGGGAGAGAAUGGCAUUAUCGACUUCCUUUUGAAUGAUGGUUGCACCUGUGGAUUGCCAGAUGAGGCCAUUGAGAACUAUGAAGUGCCUACCCAGACAAUAGAUGCUGAGGAUAAACCGCUAACUAUAAGCAAGGAAAUGGCUCAGAAACCUAAGAAGCCUGCUAAGUUGCCUAAGCCGAAGGACAAACCUACUUCUCAUAUAAAGGGUGUUAUGGACCGUGUCAUUAAUCAUGUCAAGAAGGAAGCUACCCUUCUUACUAAAUCGAAAACAAAUUUUAAGAAGAUGAAGACAAAGAAGUUGAAAUCCGACCAUUUGAAUCAGUUCUUAUCAUUUUUUUCUGGGUUUGCUUAUGGGAAGCCUACGAAGUCAAAGAAACCUUCAGAAAAGCCUCCCAAGAAAUCUGCUGAAAAAAAGAAGCCGAAGAAGGUUCCUCGGCGCAAGGCUGCUGAAAAGAAACCCUUUGGCACAUUAGUAAAGAACAAACCUUCCAAGAGGUCCACUACUGAGGAUACAUCUAAGCCCGUUGAUGCGGAAGGUUACGCUUCGGAGGAUUAUGAAUAUCUAUCCGAUCGUCCUGAGGAUGAAGAUGUAGUAUCCGCCGUAUCGGAGGAUGAUGAAUAUUGUCCUACAGAGGCUGCUACGGAUGACGUAGAAUCUAUGGAUGAAGCUGCAUCUGACAAUACGUAUAUUGAAUGCGAAAGCGCUUCCGAUGAUGCUUCUAUAUAUAAUGACAUAGACGAGGAUAACGACGAUCAAACAAGCGAAUAUCAAGAUGAUUAUAAUCAAGAAGUACCCGACGAGGCUGAGCCUGACGCAUCCGAGGAGGAACCGGUGCCCAAUGAGACCUAUGAAGAAGCCGAGUCAGAGCGUGAACAAUCAGAACAAGAAGCAUCUGAGGAGGAGUAUGAGGAAAAAGUACCCGACGAGGCUGAGCCUGACGCAUCCGAUGAGGAACCGGUGCCCAAUGAGACCUAUGAUGAAGCUGAAUCAGAGCGUGAACAGUCGGAACCCGAAGAAGCAUCUGAGGAGGAGUAUGUGGAAGAAGUACCCGACGAGGCUGAGCCUGACGCAUCCGAGGAGGAACCGGUGCCCAAUGAGACCUAUGAAGAAGCCGAGUCAGAGCGUGAACAAUCAGAACAAGAAGCAUCUGAAGAAGAGUAUGAGGAAGAAGUACCCGACGAGGCUGAGCCUGAUGCCUCCGAGGAGGAACCGGUGCCCAAUGAGACCUAUGAAGAAGCCGAGUCAGAGCGUGAACAGUCAGAACCCGAAGAAGCAUCCGAAGAAGAGUAUGAGGAAGAAGUACCCGACGAGGCUGAGCCUGAUGCCUCCGAGGAGGAACCGGUGCCCAAUGAGACCUAUGAAGAAGCCGAGUCAGAGCGUGAACAAUCAGAACAAGAAGCAUCUGAGGAGGAGUAUGAGGAAGAAGUAACUGCAGAUAGGUCUGAAGAAGCAGAAGUACACAACGAGUCGUCUGAAGAAGAAGAUAUACAGGAUGAAUCUGAUGGAAGGGAACCAAUGGCUGAAGAAUCUGAUGGUGAAAAAUCAGAGCCAGAAGAAGAAACAAAAGCUGAGCCUGAAGAGACCUAUGAAGACCAAGAUGUAGCUGAAGAGACCUAUGAAGAACAGGUUGAACCUGAGGAUACCUAUGAAGCCAAGAGUGAACUUGAAGAGACCUAUGAAGAACAACCUGUAGCUGAGGAUACCUAUGAAGACCAAGCUGAGCCUGAGGAUACCUAUGAAGAACAACCUGUAGCUGAGGAUACCUAUGAAGAACAGGUUGAACCUGAAAAGUCUUAUGAAGACGAGCAGGAAUACGAACCUAUACCACAGGAAACACACGAAGAAGAAGAUGAACCAGAGCAAUUGGAUGAAUACGAAUCUGAAUCGAAAGUUCAUGAGGAUGAGGCGUCACUUGAGACUUCUAAAGCGGACGUUGAACCAAUGCAAGGCCAUGAAGAUGGCUAUGACGGUCGUGAACAGGAUGGUUAUGAUGAUGAAAUGAAGGAACAACAUGCUCAGGAACCCAUUGUUGACGAGUGGCACGAUGCUGAAACUGCUUCACAACCUGCUGUGCAAGGAGAUCUUGACACUUCUGCAUACGUGGAAGAUGACGCAGAGCGUGAUGAUCAGUUUGAAGACUAUGAAACAUCGGAUGACGAUAGCCAAGAGCCAAUUGAAUCUUCUGCAGCACCCGAAUAUGACCAAGACCAUCAGCCGGCAGAGCAACAUCCAGGCCAACUUGACGAACCACACGAUGGAGAGUCACGGAUGGAAGAAGAACCUGUAUCGCAAGAGGACACUGGAGAUGAUAAACACGCUUCAGAUGACGAAGAAAAUGUUCACGAAGCCGAGGUGGAUGGCGUGGAAGAGCGUGAAGACGCUGCCGAUGGGCGUGACGUGGAUCCAUAUAUUGACAACGAACAAACACCUGUGGACGAUGUAGAAUAUGAUGAUUUCGUGUCCCCGUCACGCCAUGAAUACCCUGAUGGUGAAUACGACAGCGUGGAUCGUGCAUACAAUGAACCUUUGGAUGUUACUGACUCUGCAACAGUAGAACCAUCUGGCGAACAACCUGCCAGCACUAUGGAAGAGGAUGUUGGUGAUAUAGAAGAAUAUGCUGACGCCGAUGAUAGACCUGUGGAGGACACUGAAGCACCUGCUUCCUCCAGUAUGCCUGUAGAUUCCGAGUACGCUGGCAAGGAUGCAGGUGAAGACGACACGGUACCUUAUGUUGAUAUAGAUAAGGUUGAGACUGAGUAUGUUGAAGAUGAUAUUCCAAGGCCGUCAUCGCAGGACGAUGCCGUAUCUCCUGAGGACCAUAGUGCUGAUACUACGGAAUCUGUUGAACCAGAAUCUCGGCCUCAAGAAGACAUUGAAGCAACAACUACUCUGCCUGGAGAAGAUGCAGGUGAACAACUCUCGUCUGAGACUAGUGCAACCCAAGAGGGGGAAUCAACAUCUCAGGAACCCGUUCGCAUGGACGCUGAGUCUGUGACUACUGCUCAGCGGGCUGAAGGCGACGUAGAUGGCGAAUUUGUUGAUGCUACAGAAUCCUUAGAAUCUUCAGUGGUUGAAGAUGGGCAAGAAACCAAUAAAACCGCCGUUCCUCCUUUGGAUACCGCAGAGCCUGGUGCGUCUGUACCUACCGAUGACAAGGAUGUUACCAAGCGUGAGGUGGAUUACGACCAUGACAGUAGUGCUUACAAUUCUGCUGAGGAGGGCUCUGACGUUGAUGAGCCAAAUAUAUUAGUUCCUUUAGAUGGUCAGGACGUCAUGACUUCUAAGCCAGGCGACCCUUUGCCUCCGGACGGUGUAGUUGCAACUGAUGGCAAAACACUAUCCCAGGAAGUCGAUCUAACAACUCAAGAUGGCAUGCAAGUUGUAGAUGAUCAAUUAUUGCCCAAGGAAGGGGACUCGUUGGUCGAGGAUGGCACAGACGCUAUUGACGGUCAACCAAUAUCUGCGGACAGCAUACAGCCUGACGAUAUCGUCCCUGCUGACAAAGUGCCAAAGAAAGUGCGCAAACCCAAGGUGCACAGGAUAGUAAUCCGUGACAUCAAGCCUGACGCCAGGAAACGUAAGCUCAAGCAAAUCAAAUAUCGCAAACCUCCUCCUCCGCCACCUGAAACACCAGCUCCUGAUGUGCCUGUUGUGAAACCUAGGAGGAAGUCAGCGCCCAUUCGGUGUCACACUAAGCGUCCUGGUGACGAGGAGCUAUCCUUUGAAGUCACUGGUAAUCUUGCUACUAGGAUUAUGGAAUUACAGAACAACCAUUCCAUUGAUUUUUUGGAGCACUGGACGAAUUCUUCAUGUGCGAAGCAGUUUAUUAACGGUCAUCAAUUGGCUACAUUCAUUGACCCUAUAUACUAUCCCAGCGGCGAGGCUGCUAAGCAGAAAUACCCCAAUGGUGAUGUCUACAUUGGUGAGAUGUCCUAUAUGCUACGUAAUGGCAAAGGUACGUACAUUACAGUUGACGGUACUGUAUAUGAGGGUGACUGGGUGCGUGGCAAGCGUCAUGGUAAGGGUACUUUGUUAUCGUCAAAGUACGGUUACAAGUACGUUGGUUCUUGGUGCGAGGACAAGCGUGACGGUCACGGUGAGCUCACUACUCCUCAUUUUGUGUACGUUGGUUCUUUUAAGAACAACAACUUCCAUGGUAAUGGUCGUUUGUCCAAUACUGGUAAGGACAGUUACGAGGGCGACUUUGUCAAUGGUAAGUACCACGGUCGUGGUCGUUUAACUCAGAAGGACGGUACUAUUAUGAUCGGUUCAUUCGAGAACAACAAGAUGUAUGGUCUGUGCAGUGUGAUAAAGCCUGACGGUCGCAUAUACGUUGGUAAUUUAUAUGGCGACGUUUUGGACGGUACUGGCACUUUGAUAUAUGACAAGUACGUUACUUUUGAGGGUGAAUGGUCUCGUGGCAUUCGCAGUGGCCAGGGUAUCGUUACCAUUAAGUUAUCGGAGUCUGUAUCCAGUGAUGCUAUAACUAUUGAAGGUAUUUGGCAUAAGGACAGUUUGGACAUGUCUGAUGUUCUUAUUAAGUUCCCCAACGGUUACAAGUACACUGGAUCAGCUUGUUUAUGUACCGAUUUGAGUGCUGUGAUGUAUGACGCUCAAUGUGAGGAAUCAGUCUCCCGUUUGAUAGAGGAGUCCUUUUUGUCAUUUACGAACCGUAUUCUUCCCCAUGGCCAUGGUAUCAUCAAGUCUUCCAAUGGGAGCACUUACAGUGGUGACAUAUUCAACGGUAUGCGUCACGGUCAAGGUAUUAUGAUGUUUUCCAAUGGGAGCACUUACAUUGGUGGCUGGGCUUACGGUUCAGUUCACGGCACUGGUGACAUGACAAUCCCUGGUGUUUCAGAACCAUUGGCUGUUGAAUUCCGUUAUGGCAACUUGGUUAAUGGGUCCGAGUAUAUAGAUAACAUUAAAGAGUGUCUCGAUGAGAUUGGUUCUCCUGGUUUUGAGAAGGAGUUUACUUUACACAACUUGGAGCCCAUCUCGGGUUUACUUAUAGCUUCGCCGUCUACGGUAUGAAACUAUGUUCUAUAUUCUCUUGGUGCCUAUACGACCUAGU